CCCAAGAUGGCCGCCCUGCCCGGCCAACGCGCCCGUGACCAAGAUGGCCGCCCGGGAGCGCCGCGCGCAACAUGGCGGCCUUCUGGGAGGGGAGGGACGUCACGUCCGGUGGCGGUGGCGCGCGAUGGGCGAGGAGACGGGCGAGGGCCGCCCGGGGGUGGCGGCGACGCUGCGGGCGCUGAACGGGGCCCUGAACGGGGCCCUGGGGCGGCCCGCCGCGCUCUGGGUGAAGGAGAGCGGCGCCCGCAACCUGCGCCACCGGGAUUUCCUGGCGCCGCGGGCCGCGCUGAGCGCCGCCUUUCCGGGCGGGCAGGUAGGCCGCGCUGCGGGGCAGGCCGGGCCGGGAGCGGGGUUUGCGGGAGCUGCCCCCGGCACUGCAGCCCGCUCCCCUCCUCGCGCUCCGCCCGCAGGUGCCCCCCGAGGCGGUGUCGGCGGUGCGGUCGCUGCGGGGCCCGGCGGUGCUGCCGCUGCGGGAGUGCCGGCAGACGCCGGCGGGGCUGGCGGUGCGGGUGCAGCGCCCCGAGGCCUUCCGGCGCCUGCUGGGGCCGGGGCCCGGCCCGGCGCCGCCGCCGCGGGGCUGCGUGGUGCUGCACUGCCCGGCGCUGCGCGGUCCCGGCGCCCCGCGGCCCCGCCACCUCCGCUCCGUGCUGCUGGCCGAGCACCUGGCGCAGCUGCUGCGCGCACAGGGGUGAGUGCCCCCGGCCCGUCCUGCCCCGCCGCGCCCGCCGCGCCCGCCGCGCCCAGCGCCUGCCUCGCCCUCUCUCGCAGGGCCCGUGUCCGCCUGGUGCCCGCGCUCGGCACGGAGAGCUGCUGGGACGUGCUGCGGCAGCUCCGCGUCUGCUGGCCCUCCCGCCCCGCCGGCUCGUCCCUCGCUGAUGCCGUCGCGGCCCUGAAGGCAGCGCUGGGCCGGUGCCCCUGUGCCGCAGCCUGCGAGCAGGGGCCGGGCACAGCCCAGGGUGCCAUCGGUAAGGUGCACCUGAAGAGCUUCGUGGAGCAGCAGGGCUUGCUGGGCUACGACCCCAAUCUAGAUGUGCUUCUCGUGACAGAGAGGACACUGCAGUGCUUGGCUGAGCUGCAGGAAGCUGUUCUGCAGUGCCCAGCCAAAGGCCAGAGCAGUUGCUGCAGCAUCGUGCACGUGGUGAACUGUGAGGAGGAAUUCCAGCAGCAGCAGCUGGAUGUGCUCUGGAGGAUUUUGGAUCCGGGAGCCCACACAGCUUUGCAGAAACACCUUGUCUGUGGGCCAGUGAAGGUGACCAACCCCUCAUCACCCAUUGGGGCAGACCAGUACUUCCAGCUCCGAAAGCGCCAGAUGCACGAAGCCUCCGUGAUAAAGUAUGGGGAGCUUGCACAAGAUGAGGCCUGGACAGAGGUGAUUGACACCCUGACAGUGGCUGCCAUCAAGUUUGAGAUGCUGAGCACUGCUCACCGGAGUCAGAUCACCCUGGACCUGGAGAACAGCAGCAUCUCCACGAAGGGAACGAAGAGUGGUGCCUUUGUGAUGUACAACUGUGCCCGACUGGCCACGCUCUUCAGCACCUUCCAGCAGGCUGUGGAGCGGGGCACAUACCCACCUCUGCCACCAGUGUCUGAGCUGAACUUCUCCUGCCUCCGAGAAGAGGGUGAAUGGCUCCUGCUCUUCAACUAUCUCCUGCCCUUCCCUGAAGUCCUGCAGCAGGCAGCACAGCUGCCCCCACCCUCCAAGGGGAUCCGGAUCACUGCCAACACAGAGGCAGUGUGCAAGUUCCUGAUCCAGCUCAGCAUGGAUUUCAGCUCCUACUACAACCGGGUGCACAUCCUUGGGGAGCCAUUCCCUCAUCUCUUUGACCAGAUGUUUGCUCGCCUCCAGCUGCUGGGAGCAGUGAGGGAUGUGUUCCACAGCGCCCUGGCAACCCUGCACCUCCCUCCUCUGAGCCAGAUCUGAGCCACCCCUGAAGAGCUGCACCAUGGUGUGACAGUCACCUGCACACCACACAUUGUGGGGGGAGAACAGGGCACAGUCUCCAGGCAGGGCAAGGCACAGUUCAGCCCCGUGGAGGUGCUUCCCUUCCCAUGGCCCAUGGUGUCUGGGGGUUGGUCUGUGCUCUCUGCAGCUGUGUCCAGUGUGGGACAUGGAUGCCCCUCCACAUCCACACCAGUAGAAGGGAAAAGGGCUCCCCUGGCACCCCAGAAGCUGGGCUGGGAGUACUGGGGAGGUGGCAGCAGGGACCAAUCACCACAAAGACAGACGAAUGCCAAUUUCACUUCCCUCAAAACUUUAUUGAAAGGUGCUCCGUGCUGGCAGGGAGCUCCUGAGGCUCCUGGCUCCUGUUGGGCUCUGAGCCAAGCCCCAGUAUUGGGGUCCAAUACAUUUGUUGCUGGACAACCCCUCUA
Passer montanus (Eurasian tree sparrow) is the source of this 2370-nucleotide messenger RNA. It is a transcript of the gene DALRD3, whose product is annotated as DALR anticodon binding domain containing 3. The transcript is spliced from 12 exons. The coding region runs from base 44 to 1921 and encodes 625 amino acids. Lineage: Eukaryota; Metazoa; Chordata; Aves; Passeriformes; Passeridae. Gene Ontology annotation, biological process: tRNA C3-cytosine methylation; arginyl-tRNA aminoacylation. The record is from RefSeq and is a predicted model, not a curated record. Gene Ontology annotation, molecular function: tRNA binding; ATP binding; arginine-tRNA ligase activity.